This is a messenger RNA of Catharus ustulatus (Swainson's thrush), 1354 nucleotides long. Its product is annotated as paired box protein Pax-3-like. Gene Ontology annotation, biological process: regulation of transcription by RNA polymerase II; anatomical structure development. The record is from RefSeq and is a predicted model, not a curated record. Gene Ontology annotation, molecular function: RNA polymerase II cis-regulatory region sequence-specific DNA binding; DNA-binding transcription factor activity, RNA polymerase II-specific. Lineage: Eukaryota; Metazoa; Chordata; Aves; Passeriformes; Turdidae.
GCUGCCUCCUCCCCGCCCCUCGGCGGCAUCCCCCACCCCCUCCGGGACCGCUCCUGAUUCGGCGGGGCCCGCUGACAGCGCGGGUCUCCCCUAGAUCAGCCCUCACCUGGAUAUAACCCUGCCGGCCGCUGCCGCCGCGAUGACAACUCUGGCCGGAGCUGUCCCCAGGAUGAUGCGCCCCGGGGCCGGGCAGAACUAUCCCCGCAGCGGGUUCCCGCUGGAAGUCUCUACCCCUCUAGGCCAGGGCAGAGUCAAUCAGCUCGGAGGAGUGUUUAUCAAUGGCAGGCCUUUACCCAACCAUAUCCGGCACAAGAUAGUGGAGAUGGCCCACCAUGGCAUAAGGCCCUGUGUCAUCUCCCGCCAGCUGCGAGUGUCCCACGGCUGCGUCUCCAAAAUUCUCUGCAGGUACCAGGAGACGGGCUCCAUCCGGCCGGGGGCCAUCGGCGGCAGCAAACCCAAGGUGACGACGCCGGAUGUUGAGAAGAAAAUCGAGGAAUACAAGCGGGAAAACGCGGGCAUGUUCAGCUGGGAGAUCCGGGACAAGCUGCUGAAGGACGGGGUGUGUGACCGCAACUCGGUGCCGUCAGUGAGCUCCAUCAGCCGCAUCCUGCGGAGCAAGUUUGGGAAAGGCGAGGAAGAGGAGGCUGAGCUGGAAAGAAAAGAGGUGGAGGAAGGCGACAAGAAGGCCAAGCACAGCAUUGAUGGCAUCCUCAGCGAAAGAGCAUCAGCACCUCAGUCUGAUGAAGGCUCUGACAUUGAUUCUGAACCAGAUUUGCCUUUAAAAAGAAAGCAGCGUCGCAGCAGGACAACCUUCACAGCAGAACAACUGGAAGAGCUGGAAAGAGCUUUUGAGAGGACACACUACCCUGACAUUUACACCAGGGAAGAACUUGCACAAAGAGCCAAACUCACAGAGGCUCGUGUCCAGGUCUGGUUUAGUAAUCGUCGUGCCAGAUGGAGGAAACAGGCAGGAGCCAACCAGCUGAUGGCUUUCAACCAUCUGAUCCCUGGAGGGUUCCCCCGUGCCAUGCCGACUCUGCCCACGUACCAGCUCUCUGAGCCCUCCUACCAACCCACCUCCAUACCGCAAGCCGUGUCUGAUCCAAGCAGUACCGUCCAUAGACCUCAGCCUCUCCCUCCAAGCACUGUACACCAAAGCAGCCUCCCUUCCAACCCAGAGAGCAGCUCUGCCUAUUGCCUGCCCAGCACCAGGCAUGGAUUUUCCAGCUAUACAGACAGCUUUGUGCCUCCGUCCGGGCCCUCCAAUCCCAUGAACCCUGCCAUUGGCAAUGGCCUCUCACCUCAGUGGUUAGAAAAACAGAGAGAAGCUCAGAAUGACACAAAUGAAAAGUGA